Messenger RNA from Arachis duranensis, 855 nucleotides. RefSeq lists its product as uncharacterized. The record is from RefSeq and is a predicted model, not a curated record. Lineage: Eukaryota; Viridiplantae; Streptophyta; Magnoliopsida; Fabales; Fabaceae. Gene Ontology annotation, molecular function: zinc ion binding; nucleic acid binding. The coding region runs from base 1 to 855 and encodes 284 amino acids. The transcript is spliced from 3 exons.
AUGGCGCCUCGUGGACCCAGUCAGGGACGUGAGAGAGAUCGUACUAGUACGCAGGAACCAGAAGUCAACCCGAAUAAUCCGGCCAUGGAGCGAGCACUACGAGUGCAGUUGGUGCCUGAAGAGCAGUGUGUUGAAUUUGCUACCUAUCUGCUCACGGAGGAAGCAUCGCACUGGUGGCAAGGGGCUCGACGUCUCCUACAACAGGGGAAUGAUCCUAUCACUUGGGAUGCCUUCCAGGUGGAAUUCUAUAAGAAAACAGCCAAGGAACUGGAGUUACUACAGCUGAAGCAAGGUGCUAUGUCCGUAUCUGAGUAUACAGACAAAUUUGAGGAGCUAUUCAGGUUUUCCCGCAUGUGUCAGGGAGCUCCAAGAGACUUUGAGGAAUGGAAGUGUAUUAAGUAUGAGGGAGGACUUCGAAGUGAAAUCCUGAGCUCCGUUGGACCGAUGGAGAUUAGGGUCUUCUCUGAACUUGUGAACAAGAGCCGUAUUGCUGAAGAAUGUGUGAGGAAGGUUGUUGAGGCAAAGAAUGACCGUCGGGAGUCCCACCGCAGGGAGCACAAUCAAAAGUACCCAACAAGGGGUCAAGAGUGUAAGAGAAGAGGAUACUCACAACGUUUUCCCCAAAGGCGAAAUGACCUUGCGACGAAUAGGAAUUCCCAAGGAAAGGGUAGGGAAAAACAAAUAGUGGCUGCCUCGGAUGUUUUGAGCUGUCAGAGGUGUGGAGGUCAUCACCCAAAUAGACCGUGUCGUUAUGGUUCGGGUUUGUGUUACAAUUGCGGCAAGCUAGGACAUUUGGUCAGAGAUUGCCCACACCGGAAGGAUCGGGAGACUGCCAGGCCCGAUUUUCGUACCUGA